AUGGAAACACAAAUCGGAAUAAUUCCUGGCCAAAACCGUGGUACCGUAGACAUGGAACUAUUUAAUGAAACCAUCGCUAUGUUAAGUACAGGUUCCUCAGAUGAAAAACAAAAACAUAUUGAGAAAAUCGUAACCUCACCUGGGGACUACAUUCCACGCGUAUUCUAUUAUUUAUCCAACAUUUUAUAUAAGCAAGAGAAAAAAGAACAAGCGUAUUUUUGGUAUUAUUUUGGUCAGAUGCGGGCAAAAUAUGACUCGAUGAGAUGUGUCGAUGUAUUAGCAAGUCGAGCCCACGAUCUUCUGAAUAUGCAAUUUGAGCCAUUAAUUAUUCAAGAUAUGUUUAGUGAUUUGGAUGUCAUUGAACAGAUUCUUGAGAAAGUGAUUGAACUGAAUGAUAGUACACCAUAUAAUUAUGAUUAUCAUUGGAUUAAUGUUUAUGGACUAGAUAGUAUAUGUAGUAGAUUGUUCGACGACCAUGAUGAUAACAGAAAAAAGCCAUCAUUGAGUGUACCAAAAGAAGAAUGGAAUGAAAUUCGAGAAAGUGUACGAGAAUUUUAUCUCUCGGAACUUCAAGAAAUUAGAAAAAUGAAACAUGAACAACCAGAGAAUACCAAUUAUCCUAUCGCGCAAGCGCAAUCAGACAAAAUUUUGGAAGCUCUAACGUCACUAUCACUAGAUUCUUAUUCUUGCGAUGAAGAAAGUCAGACUAUAAAUCACACAAAUAGUGUGUGGCUGUGA
This is a messenger RNA of Didymodactylos carnosus, 738 nucleotides long. NCBI's taxonomy places the organism in Eukaryota, Metazoa, Rotifera, Eurotatoria, Philodinida, Philodinidae. The record is from the annotation of a GenBank genome assembly.